Molecule: messenger RNA, 3648 nt
Organism: Brettanomyces bruxellensis
Lineage: Eukaryota; Fungi; Ascomycota; Pichiomycetes; Pichiales; Pichiaceae
Exons: 2
Coding region: 1-3648 (1215 amino acids)
Biological process (GO): intracellular protein transport; intra-Golgi vesicle-mediated transport; retrograde vesicle-mediated transport, Golgi to endoplasmic reticulum
Cellular component (GO): COPI vesicle coat
Molecular function (GO): protein binding; structural molecule activity
Source: RefSeq, a predicted model, not a curated record
AUGAAGAUGCUAACUAAGUCGAAAUCGUCAAGGGCAAAAGGCGUUGCCUUUCACCCUACAAGGCCAUGGAUUUUGGUGUCAUUACACUCGUCAACUAUCCAGCUUUGGGAUUACCGAAUGGGAACCCUUAUUGCAAGAUUUGAAGGCCACGAAGGACCAGUCAGAGCGAUCGAUUUCCAUCCAUCCCAGCCAAUAUUCGUGUCUGGUGGUGAUGAUUAUACAAUCAAGGUGUGGUCAUUAAAUACCAUGAAGUGUAUGUUUACACUGACCGGUCAUUUAGACUACGUGAGAACUGUCUUUUUCCACCCUACUCUUCCUUGGAUCAUCUCUGCGUCUGAUGAUCAGACCAUCAGGAUCUGGAAUUGGCAGAGCAGGAAGGAAAUUGCAUGCUUGACCGGUCACAACCAUUAUGUUAUGUGUGCACAGUUUCAUCCAACCAAGGAUCUAGUCGUUUCUGCCUCCUUGGACCAGACUGUUCGUGUUUGGGACAUAUCUGGUCUCCGGAAAAAGCAGUCUGCAUCUCAGGGUGCAUUAAACAUGAGUGCAGCCGGAAUAGGCCCUGGCUUUGACUCAAUGCAGCAACCAGGACCUCAACAGGACGUGUUUGGCAACACAGAUGCUGUUGUUAAGUACGUUCUUGAAGGCCACGACAAGGGUGUCAAUUGGGCUGCUUUCCACCCAACACUGCCAUUAAUCGUCUCUGCUGGUGAUGACAGGGUGGUCAAGAUUUGGAGGAUGAGCGAGACUCGUGCGUGGGAGGUCGACAGCUGCAGAGGACACACAAAUAACGUGCUUUGUGCUCUUUUCCACCCAACCGAGGAUCUUAUACUCUCUGUCGGUGAGGACAAGACCAUUAGAACUUGGGACCUCAACACGAGGACCCCGGUUAAGCAGUUCAAGCGUGAAAAUGACCGCUUCUGGAUGAUUGCUGCUCAUCCAAACAUGAACUUGUUUGCCGCCUGCCAUGAUUCCGGUGUUAUGGUCUUCAAGUUGGACAGAGAGCGUCCUGCAAGCACAAUGUUCCAGAACACACUUCUCUUCGUCAACAACGAGUACCAGCUUCAGAAGUACUCUUACCAGAAGCAGCAGGCUUCCAUGCCUUUGCUUUCCUUAAAGAAGUUGGCUGUUCCGUGGAACAAAAUUCGUACCAUAUCCUACAAUCCGGCCGAAAAUGCCAUUUUGAUUCAAUCUGGAGAGAACGAGGCCGGUGUGUAUGCUCUAGUCUCUGUUCCUAAAGAGGCUGUCGGUGCUCUUGAUGCAGCUCCUAAAGGUAGAGGAAAGGCCACUGCAGCUUGCUUCAUUGCCAGAAAUCGAUACGUCACUUUUUCCAAGGUUACCCAUCGUCUCGAGGUCAGAGAUAUGAAUGACAAUGUAACCAAGACCAUUGUCUUGGAGGAUGCAGUGAAAGAUGUCAUUUAUCUUUCUCCGGGUGUGUUGCUUUUGGUCAUGUCAACAAAGGUUGUGGCUUACGAUGUUCAGCAGAAGAGGAAACUAUCUGAAAUUCAGGUCAAUAACGCCAAGUAUGUUUCAUCAUCGCCUGAUGGAAAGUACAUUGCCUUGCUUUCAAAGCACACGAUUACUGUUGCCACCAGAAAGCUUAAAACUGUCAUGUCUAUGCAUGAAACUAUUAGAGUUAAGAGUGCGUCCUGGGACGAUACAGGCGUUCUUAUCUACUCCACUUUGAACCACUUGAAGUACGCGCUUUUGAACGGUGAUAUCGGCACUAUAAAGACGUUGAAGAAUGCAGUCUACGUUACCAGAGUUUUGGGAAACAAAUGCUUCUGCCUAAACAGGAAAGGUGCUGUCGAGUGCAUCGAGAUUGAUCCGACGGAAUACAAGUUCAAGAAAGCCCUCGUGAAUAAAAGAUACAGAGAUGUUUUAAGUCUCAUCAAGAACUCUAACUUGGUGGGCGAGAACAUCAUCGGCUACUUAGAAAAGCGUGGCUACCCAGAGGUUGCUCUUCAGUUUGUUCAGGAUCCGGAAACUAGAUUUGAACUUGCAACCGAGUGCCACAACUUAGACAUUGCUCUAGAGCAGGCACAGAAGUUAGACAAGCCUGCAAUCUGGGCAAAGCUUGGAAAAGAAGCAUUGACACAGGGCCGUGUUUCUGUGGUUGAACUUGCCUACCAAAGGCUUCAUCAAAUGGAUAAACUAUCGUUGUUCUACCUUGUUACCGGUAACUUGGACAAGCUAUCCAAGAUGGAACAGAUCGCGGAGGCAAGAGGCGAUCUUUCUUCGCUGUUACAAAAUAGCAUAUACCUAGGCUCUGUGGAGAAGAGAAUACAGGUUUUGUUGCAUGCCGGUUUGUCGCCUCUAGCGUACGCAUUGGCAAAGAACAAUGGCCUCGAUGAUAUUGCACAACAGAUCAUUUCCGAUGCAGGACACGACACUAAGCCUUUGGAGUCAGAAAUUCCGACAAACAAUGGACCUGUGGAUGUCUUACAGCCUAAGUUAGAGACUACGGGUGAUUAUCCUUUGAAAGGUGCCUCUCUCUCAUUCUUUGAGAAGGCUAUUGCUGGGAAGCUAGAUGAUUUGUCCUUGGAAGAUGAGGCUGAGGAGAAUGUUAAUGUUGAAGAAGUUGAUGGAGGAGGAGCCGAUGGUGAUUUGUUUGAUGAUUCAAUGGGCCAGGAGGUGGAUGUCGAUCAGGCAGAUGCCUGGGAUAUGGAUGAUGACCAAUUGGAUGUUUCAUUAGAUGAAGAUAAGGAGGAUGAAGGAGAAACAGUUACAGAAACGUCAGGAUUACCAGAGGAACUCGGUGCCUGGGUGCGGAACUCCAAAUGUGCUGCAGGAUAUAUUGCUGCAGGUGCUUUUGAUGGAGCUGCAAGGCUUCUUAACAAGCAGGUGGGUAUUACAAACUUUGAGCCUUUGAGAGAAAGAUUUAUGCAGAUCUACCAGUCCAGCAAGCUUUCUUUCUCAGCCGUUGACGGCUUCCCAUCAUUGCGUGCAUACAUAAGAAGUACUGCUGAAGAUAGUGAUAAGGCUACACCUUAUGUUCCAGGUUUGGAGCAGUUGGAGCCCCUGCUACAUCAAGGCUUUAAACUAUUCAGGGCUAACAAGUUGGAUAAAGCAGUGGACGUCUUCAGACAAUUGCUGUAUAUAGUAACAACCCUGGUGGUGUAUAACGAGGAGGACGAGCAGAAGUGCAGGGAAACUUUGGAGGUUUGCAGAGAAUACAUUCUUGGUCUUUCGAUUGAACUCAAGAGAAGAAGCCUACCGGCCUCUGAGGUGAAGAGAAACCUAGAAUUGGCUAUACUGUUUACCAGGACGAAAUUGCAGCCGGCACACAGAGUAAACGCUCUCCAGGUUGCUAUGACGCAGUGCUUUAAGCAUAAAAACUUCACUAUGGCCUCAUACUUUGCUGGGGAGUUCUUGAAGAUUGUUAAGAGUGGAACGAGAGCCGAGCAUGCCAAGAAAAUCAUCGUAAAGGCUGACACUAUUUCAACUGACGCUGUGGAAAUCGACUUUGACCCAUAUGCUGAGUUCGACAUAUGUGCCGGUACAUACACUCCUAUCUAUAAGAAUACUCCAUUUGUGAUCGACCCACUUACAGGUGCCAAGUACCACAUGUCAGAGAAGGAUAAGUUAUCUGAUCUCACGAAGAUUUCUAAAAUCGGUGCUCCAGCUUCAGGUUUGAGAAUUUUGGCAUAG